Molecule: messenger RNA, 3032 nt
Organism: Drosophila suzukii
Lineage: Eukaryota; Metazoa; Arthropoda; Insecta; Diptera; Drosophilidae
Source: RefSeq, a predicted model, not a curated record
AUGGCGGCCCUCCAGGAACCUCGCCCGGGGCAAGGAUGGUCGGAGACCCGGCCUACCCGAGCUCCGCGGCGGGCCCUGGAGCGGACUCGAGGCGAGGACUCCGCACCGGAACCCACGGUGAGCGACGACAGCGACGUGGAGGUGAUCGGCGAUCCCGCCGUCGAGGAGAGAGAGUGGCGACUCCGGAAGGCGGCGGCGGGCGGUCGCAUACCGCGCGGGACGACGGACGUCGGAGGAGAGGAACUCCCGAGGAGCCACUCGGAGGCGGUCUGUCGGGCCACCGAGGAGUCUCGGAAGCGGUUCCGAGACCGGGAGCCGUCGGACGAGGAGCAGCAACGGUCGACGGAGGAGGAGGCGAGAAGACAGGCGCGGCUGCGGCAGGACCACGAGGCGGCGGCGGCGCGGUGGCAUGCCCGCUUGCGAGAGGCGGAAGAAGAAGAGCGGCGGCUGUGGGAGGCACAGGUGGAGGACGCGUGGGAGGUGCCACUCACCCCCAGAUACGCGGCCGAGGAACGCAGCCCGAGGGACGAGGACGAGGACGAACCACGCGCGCCAUCCCCUCCGCGGUGGUUACCCGAGGUGCCACCCACUCCCCGCUACGAGGGGGAGUGGCUCACGGACGGCGACGAUGGAGCACCGUUGGCCACGCCGCCGUGGAGGCCGGCCCGGCCACCCACGCCGCGAUACGCGGAGCCACGACGACCUGAGGAGCAGACGCCGAGCGAGGAGUCGACCGCGCAGCCGAUGCCGCAACCGGAGGAGGAGGACGUCCACCAGGCAAGGGCGGACGAGCCGUCGGUGGUGCGGACGGAGGUGCCGGCCGCGCACGUGAGCCACAGCACACGGGCGUUCGAGGCCGAGGGUAUGCGGUGGCGGCAGCAGACGGUGACGUGGACGUGGCCCGAGGGGCCCGCGACAGGACCGACGACGGAGGUGCCCAGGAUAUGGGAGGAAGGGGCACCGAAGGUGAACCCUCGAGACCCCCGGACGAGGAGCCGACAGGAUGCAUGGGUCCCGCCGACACCAAGCACGGGCCCGCCAACACCGGCGACGACGGCAACGACGGGGGAGGCGGAGUCACCGGAGAAAGGACCAUGGGUGUGGCCCGAGCCACCGGCCACCCAAAGGCCUCCACUACAACGACAAAGUUCGACGCCCGGAUCAACGCGCCCGCGGCCGCAGUUCAUGCGGCAGGUAUCGGCGCCGGAGGAAGGCGGUUGGCGCGAGGUCGCCAGGAGCGAGUGGCCGGCGGGCAUUGAGGAAGCACCCGCGGUCGCGACGGCACGGCGGAAGGGCGGCAGGCGGUGCGUCCUGGUCUGCGAUGGCGGGAGGAGAUACCGGACCAAGUUUGUAAGUAAUUUCGAAAACAUUAGUGAAACUAAUUGUAGCAGUGGAGAACAAUCAAAAGGAAAAUACUUGAAACAAAACUUACAACGAACACCCAGCGCGCCGCUUAAAAGUACCACCUACGCGGACAUAUUUCGAGGCUCCCAUGCCCGAUGUGAUCCUUUGUAUUCAACGCAUGGUGUGGAGUUGCUGGGGUAUUCUCGGAUUGGAACCAUACAUUUGCCACGAAACCGAUAGUCAGAUCCAUUUUGCUCAGUUGGGCAAGCACGUAAAAUGUUAUUGCGGGAUUCGCGGAGUGAAAAUAAAACAUUAUGUCGUCAAGAACUACUAAACUCAGAACAGCAGUCUGUACGACUUUCUCCCAUGCCUUAUGAUGGCCUCAGUUUUGAAAGCAUUUCUCGAGAUACCUCUGGUCUUGAUUGCGGUGAAACUCUAGAUGAUCAUAAUACUUCUUUAAAACUAUUCACAGAGAUAUUUUUAUUAAGCCAAAUUGACCUUAAACGCUUACAGGCAGUACUUUGGUUAGAAUUGGCCACAAUAUUUGAUCGUUAUGAAGUGAGUUUGGAUAAAAGGAAGCCGUUUAAGCGUCGCCGCAAAGAGGAGGGUAAUCUCUUUGGUGUAUCUUUAAAUGCACUUAUACGUCGGGACCAACAAGUUACUGGCACUGACUCUACGUUAGUCACAUUUUUGGAAAAACUGCUAACCGAACUUUUGCACCGCGGCUCUAGAGAAGAAGGAAUACUACGUAUAGGUGGACACAAGCAAAAGACUGAAGUACUUUAUAAAGAAUUAGACUCAACCUUUUAUCAAAAACCCGAAAAGUCAGCUCAUCUGCUUGGAACAGCUACGGUUCACGAACUAGGCGGUCUGCUAAAGCGCUGGUUGCGUGAACUUCCCCAACCUUUACUUUCUACCGAACUUAUACAAUUAUUUUAUCAAUGUCACAGACUUCCAUCCAUGGAUCAAAGAAAUGCAUUAACGAUUGUAUGUCAACUACUGCCACCUGAAAAUAGGAACACAUUGCGUUCUCUGUUAAGAUUUUUAAACAAUAUUAUUGACUUGAAAGAUAUAAACAAAAUGGACCUGCAUAACGUAUCUACAAUAAUUGCUCCAUCAUUUUUUCCACCACGAUUUAUUCACCCGAGUGACAGAACCAGCAUUGCUGAGCAAGUAAAAGUGGCUGCACAUUGUUGCCGUUUGACGAAAGUUUUAAUCUUGCAUGGUGAUAAACUUUUUCGAGUACCAAAUAAUCUAAUUAUAGAAUCCAAGACUAAGAAAACGAGAAUGGCUAAAAAAGAAUGGCUUCGGCGAGAUAGUCUCAAUAAAUGAAAGAACACCUAAUACAAUUCGAAUCAAUACCUGUAAUGCAGCGGUCGGCAGCUCAGCCUCAGCGGGACACGUACAUCGUAGAACAGCAGCCGCCCCACACACAACGAUAAGCUGUCCCGUGCAACUUACUCAGACAUUUAAAGAAUAAAAUGUCAUGGCAUUUCGUGCCGGCCACUGCUUUAUUGGCAACGGUCCUGUCAUUGCAGCUAUUAAUAAAAAUUAAAGUAAUUCACAACAGGUGUAUUUUAUUGUUGCAAACGAUGCCUAAAUUGUACUUCAAUUUUGGAUUUGCGGAAUUUAAUACCUCGAUAGGUACAAAUUUCAGUUCAAGUAAAUGGUAAAAGUAAAGUCUCCCA